Messenger RNA from Orbicella faveolata, 1316 nucleotides. Its product is annotated as sodium/hydrogen exchanger 9B2-like. Gene Ontology annotation, cellular component: membrane. The record is from RefSeq and is a predicted model, not a curated record. Gene Ontology annotation, molecular function: antiporter activity. Lineage: Eukaryota; Metazoa; Cnidaria; Anthozoa; Scleractinia; Merulinidae. Gene Ontology annotation, biological process: proton transmembrane transport.
UUUGCGUGCCUUUGAAACAACCCCUACCCAAUUCCGCGUUCACCAGCAGCCAAAUCGCCAGCUGAGACUUUAGCCUUAACCUCAGAAGAGAGGCGCCUUUCUCCGCGUGUCUGUUCCCCUGCUAGAAAUACGUCUAAAUCGCGACUGCUAAAGACGAAGCUCUUCAGAGAUCAGCGAAGCCUCUGAUUGGCUGUCUAUUGAGUAAUUUUGAAUUUCUACGCGGAAGUAACAGUCAAUCAGACUCAACACGGAUUUUUUCAGUUUUAUGUCAUCAAGCAGCGGAUAAAAUGCGCAUGCGAAGAGACAGACGUUCGUUUAUUCAAGCUUGGCUGUUAUUGGCAGAUAAACUGGAUAUGGCAGGGGAGCUUGAAAGAGAAAGAACAUUCGUGUUUGGGCAAACAGAGAGAGGAAGAGUUUGGCUAAAGAAGAAUUGAAAAUAUCUUAAUUGACCUCUCACCCUAUAGGCUUUUGAAGGCCUAUGUAUAAAAUGCAGAAGCACACUGAAAAAGAACAUGGCCUGAUUAAUCCUAUAUAUUCCUUACUGGCAUAGGAUAGAUCCUUGUUAGUAUGAUCGCCAUUUAUUAACGAGAUUAUUUGCUUGCCUCUAAUACAGGCUGCCAUUGGUUCUGUGUCGUUAGAUAUGGCACGGCAGAAAGGCUUAACGGGACAGAUUGAGGAAGAGUUUGGAAUUCAGAUUCUGACCAUUGCUGUGCUGGGAAUUCUUAUCACUUCGCCCAUUGGAGCCAUAGGAAUCGUUUUGGCUGGACCAAGAAUGUUAGAACGCAGUCCUCCUCCAGUAGUAGAAAUAGAUGGCAUUCUCAAGGACUCUGCAGAAUCUUCUCAAAAACCAGAGAGUCCAUUGUUAGAAAGUACAGUCUGAGACUGGUAAUUUAUUUGAUGACUCAAAUAUAUGAAUAUGUAAGAAGUAUAUUCGCGACUAUACGCUAUUGGUUAUGUAUAAUGACUUAUAAAAAGUAACAAAAAAAUAUCGAUUUUCUUUUUCUUUCAUCCCAGAUAUAUUUAAUACACAGUAUUGGUGAUUUACUUCACACGGUUGAAGACUUAUGAAGAAAAAAAGUCUCAUCUUCGUUUACUAAGAAAAACGAACUAUUCAAAUGUAUGCGAUUAUUUUGCAUUUGUCGUAUUCCAUUUAACAUGCAAAAAAUGUUCCCCUUCUAAAGAAGGAAUUAUCUUCUACUAUAGCUAUAAGCUUUUCGCGUCAUAUUGCUAUGACUCUAAACGUAUGGAUAAUAAUGAUCUUAAGAUAAAUCGUUCAUAACAAUAAAGAGAGUAAUAAAAUUUCUAAUUAUAUCGUA